Messenger RNA from Rhagoletis pomonella (apple maggot), 987 nucleotides. RefSeq lists its product as uncharacterized. The coding region runs from base 271 to 987 and encodes 238 amino acids. The record is from RefSeq and is a predicted model, not a curated record. The transcript is spliced from 2 exons. NCBI's taxonomy places the organism in Eukaryota, Metazoa, Arthropoda, Insecta, Diptera, Tephritidae.
ACAUACAUAUGUACAUGUGUAUACAUAUAAGUUUAUAUGAAAAGAUAAGGACUUGUAAACACUUAAGAGGAAUAAAGCCGAGUCGAUACUUUCGCAAGAAUAUUUGAUUAGAAAUGCAGCUAAGAAAAGUAAUUUCUUAAAACAUAAGUAUAAUAUAUGCCAAUAAUAAGAACAUGCAUUUUCAAUUUCCGAAGGGUAUAUAAAGUGAAAAGUUGAGCUGUAAUCCUCAGUUCAACUGUAGCUACCGUAACGAGCAGCAAAAUAUCAAAAAUGUCAAGGAGCUUAAUCAUUGUAAUAGUCAGCGCAUGUCUGCUGGUGCAAGCACAAGCCGUUCCACGCAUGCGUCGUGAAGCAGGCGAGGCAGUAGUCGAAAGGAAGCAAACAACGACGGCAGUGCCCGAAAAGGCGAAUUCAUCCUCCUCAGAGGAGUCUCCACUGAAAUUUAAGCCACGUCAGGUAGUGAUGACAACAACCCUCGUCGACUUAGUUGGUUUGGCUAAAUAUGUUACCGAAAAUGGUCGUCCACUUUUUAAGAAGGCUCUGGCCCAAUUGGAAGCGCUUCCAGAAAAGAGUCCAGCGUUACAGGCGAAUAUUACCCGCAUCGCCGACUAUCUUAAUACUAACUCGCACGAGCCGAAUACAGCCGAAGCUGAGGGUAUGUUAUCUCUUUUCGAUUCGCUGAUUACACUCACCAGCAUAUUGGAGGAUGCCAAUGAAAUACCACCCGAAUUGGAGCAAGCAAAAACCGUUCAAAAAGCUUUCAUCGAUAACGGUGCGGAUAAGUUUGAGGAGGACUUGAGAGCCGAAUUGAAAGUGGUGUCGGGAAAAUUCGAAAAGGCGAUUGAAAAAUAUUUGGAAAGUUUGAAUGAAGAGCAAAAGGCAAAGGAGACCAAACUGAUCGAUUGGUACACGAAGUUUACGAAUGAGAAGGAUGACGAAAAGAAGGCAGAAUAUUAUACAAACUUUUUCGACGCUUACAAGCCAUAA